Molecule: messenger RNA, 1407 nt
Organism: Ustilaginoidea virens
Lineage: Eukaryota; Fungi; Ascomycota; Sordariomycetes; Hypocreales; Clavicipitaceae
Exons: 2
Coding region: 1-1407 (468 amino acids)
Biological process (GO): regulation of transcription by RNA polymerase II
Cellular component (GO): NuA4 histone acetyltransferase complex; SWI/SNF complex
Molecular function (GO): chromatin binding
Source: RefSeq, a predicted model, not a curated record
AUGGCUCAACAGCCCCUGCCCACUUCGGCACAACCUACCGACAUUUACGGUGGAGAUGAGGUUUCUGCGCUUGUACUCGAUCCCGGCUACUGCAGCACACGCGCAGGCUUCGCAGGCGAAGAUGUGCCCAAGUCCAUUCUGCCCUCGUUCUACGGUCGCGUCACCAGCCAUCCUCAUAGAGACCUCUUUGGCGACGAGUACAUCAUCCCCCGGCCCGACUUCGAGGUCCGCAACUACAUGAACCGAAACAGCGUCGUUGAGGAUUGGGACGUUGCAUCCCAGAUUUGGGAGAACAUGCUUGUCAAACGAUUGCAACCAGAACGACCCACGACACCAUCCAAGAACGGAUUGAAUGACGAUGUCAAGGAGCAGGACGGCGAGGGCGAUAUAACCAUGGGCGACGAGGUUGAGGCGCAGGAAAAGCCCCUGGAGGAAAACCCGCUGUUGAUGACGGAAGCGCCUUGGAACACGCCGAAAUCCAGGGAAAAGGCCAUCGAAAUCAUCAUGGAGAACUGGGGAUGCCCUGCGUUCUGGCUCAGCCGCACACCUGUGCUCUCCGCUUUCGCUGCCGGCAAAGCUACGGCUCUCGUCGUCGAUGUGGGCGGCGCCAACACGUCUGUGACGGCUGUGCAUGAUGGCAUGGUUCUUAAGCGCUCCAUCCAGCGCUCUCCUGCCGCAGGUCUCUGGCUUUCGUCCCAGAUCCGCAGCAUGUGGGAAACCUCGGAGCCAAAGGUACCGCUGACUCCUACUUUCAUGGUGGAGAACAAGACGCCUGUGGAUGCCCUGGCUCCUUCUCAGGCUCGCAUGCGCCAUUUCGCCUUCCCAAUCCACGAUUCCUUCCGCGCCUACGAGGAGGAGCGUGUGCUCACCGAGUUCAAAGAAUCUGUCGUCGAAGUCUGGCGGGGACCUGGUCGAUACAGCGCUUCCGGCAACGAGGACUACGUCAAGACACAGCCUGGCCGCGUCUUCGAGAUGCCCGACGGUUACAACCAGAUGUGGCGAGAGCAGCGCUUCAAGGUCACCGAGGGCCUGUGGGACGAGAACGCAGGAUACCCCGUGCCCGAGUCGGAACGCCUUACCAAGACCCAAACCAUUCCCGAGCUUAUCCGGGCAUCUCUGGGCGCCGUUGAUGUCGAUCUCCGCGGCAACUUGCUUGCCAAUGUCGUGGUCACUGGCAGCACCAGCCUGAUCAACGGCUUCAACGACCGCCUGAGCAACGAAUUGACCGCCAUGUACCCCGGCCUCAAGGUCAAGAUCCAUGCGGCUGGUCUGACGAGCGAGAGAAGAUUUGGAUCCUGGAUAGGUGGCAGUAUCCUCGCCAGUUUGGGGACCUUCCACCAGAUGUGGAUAUCCAGAAAGGAGUACGAGGAGAAUGGCGCCGGAGUGGUCGAGAAGCGGUGCAAGUAA